AUGGCGUCUGCCCCGGUUCGCGAACUGGGUCGCCAGCGACGAGCUCGUUCAACAGUCUUAGGGGUUGAGGUCGUUCUGCAGACUUCAAGCGACUUUUUGAGACAUUCCACAGACUUCCCUGAGCGCAUCUUUGACCUGGCCUUGGUCUACCACGACUUCUACGCUGGCACUUUGCAGACGUCUCACCACGACGGCCCGCUACGGCAUCCGGCCUCGUUGGUGAAGCGGCUGAAGGACUUCGCCGCCAUCGGCGAUGAGGGGGACCCCGAGGGCUAUGCAUACCCCCAAGAUCCAGUGGAUGAGCCUUUGCCUGCUGGAGCCAUUUCUCCCAGCUCUGUCUUAGAGCUGGUGGGUAACUUCUUCUACCACGCCCACGGCCGCGAACAGUGCGCCCCGCAUCACUGUCGGGAGGACGAGGUUCCUGUGCUGCGAUUGGCGAAGGUGGUGCCACUACACAUGCGAAAGGCCUUCUGUAACUACUAUCACUUCACCACGGUGGGCCUGGCACGCGUGGUGGCACUGCUGCCACGGCUCAAGGCGGAUGAAAGCAUCCUGGUGCUGAUCCCCUAUACCAACAAGAAAGGACAACGUUCACCUUACAUACGCGAGAGCCUGCGUUUUCUAGGUGUCGAGGAGCAGCGGAUCGUCAGCUUCCCCCCCCGUGUCGCCUCGUCUUCGCGGAUGAGCUGCUCCUCGCCGGCAGCGGGCCUCGCAGUGCCUUCGGCCGCGAUCGGCAGACACAUGCGCGGGUGGCGUGGCCGGAAGAGUGAGAGGGUGGGCAGGGCUGGGCACACUGAUCCGCUGUAUUACGAGGAGCUGAGGGAUGACCUGCCCAAUGAAACACACAUGAAACCACCAAACACCAAGAGCUUCAUAAGAGACAUGUACUCGUUCAAACAUUUACAACACCAUUCCCUAUAG
Molecule: messenger RNA, 921 nt
Organism: Durusdinium trenchii
Lineage: Eukaryota; Dinophyceae; Suessiales; Symbiodiniaceae
Source: the annotation of a GenBank genome assembly